AUGAUUCUUUUCGCUAUGCUCAGUGGAGGUGACUAUCUACCAUCUGGUGUUCCGAAAUGCGGCAGUAAGCUCGCUGCACAGAUUGCCAAGGCUGGAUUUGGCGAGGAUCUUCUGCAGGGGCUUGCGUCGCAAGCAGACGUGGAUACAGGUUUGAAUGAGUGGAGAGAGAGACUUCAGUAUGAACUUGAGGAGAAUGAGAGUGGCUACUUUACGAGGAAACACCCAUCAGUUCGAAUUCCUGACAUCUUCCCGGAUCGACAAAUUCUCGAGUACUACGCUCAACCCAAGGUUUCCGGCGAUGAAGAGAUGGCUUUUCUGAGAACUCGUCUCGCACAGGCUUGGGACAAUGAUAUUGACCCCCAGGCAAUCCGAGCAUUUGCCGCGGACCAUUUUGAAUGGAAUUAUCGAUCAGGGGCAAGGAAAUUGAUCAAACUGCUGGCUGAGCCUCUCGUCUCGUAUAGACUUCGUCUUCGGAGGCCAGUUUUAGGCGUAUCGCCUGGUUUUUCAUAUGUGCCCGAUUGCCCAAUCGGUCUGCAAAAGGUGUUCCGAAGCCGGUCAAGCUUUGGCACUGAUGGAAUUCCAGAACUACAGCUAGAUAUGCUGCCCGCAGAUGUUGUUGGGCUGGAUCUCCUUGCCGAAGAACCAAACCCGCCGUUUCCGUCCGAAACUAGUGCACAGGAAGGUGAGGAAGAGGAAGACAAAGAGCUGGCUGCUGAAUCGGCACCCCCUGCACCAUCGAAGUCACGGGUAACAAAACGGUUUGAUCCGUUCUCUCUUGAAAAGGUCUGGGUAUUCGAGACUGUCGCAAAAUUAGGUAUUCCUGAAGUCGUCAAAAAUUGGGACAAAGAACAGACUGAAAAAGCGGCGAAAGCUGAAGAAGCUGCAGCGAAAAAGAAGACCAGUACUCGACGCACCGGUCCCAAGAAAAAAGGACCAAUUGAUGCUGGAAUGAAACGGGGGAGUAUCUUGAAAUAUGGAACUCUCACGAAAGAAAAAUCCGGACUGUCAACAACUAAAAAAACGCACUUGCUGGAUGCCGUUGCCUCAACCCAGAAUCCUCUUAGCCGGCUUGUUGCCGGUGCUGCGUCUUCUUCACCAACCAUCAUGGACCGGGAAGACGAUUUGUUUUCCUCAUCGAGCACAUAUCUUCAGCAGAGAGCCUCACCGACAAUGCACUACGUUUCCCGGGAGGUCGAUGAUCUCCUUGAUUCAUUCUCUUCGAUGUGUAACUUGUCUCCUUCCGCCAAUAUCAAACGUCAUCCCGUCUCAGAUCAGUCCCGCAUCAGAUCAAGGCGCACAGCUUUGGGAACCGGUGUGGUUGAUUUUGAAGAAUCGGACGCAAUUGCUAUAAGCACCGAUUGUUUUCCAUCUCUCCCAGCAAGGUGCAUGGGGCUCAAAAUCAGCUACUCGGUCCCCGACGUUUGUGAAUCUGAAACUUUCCUAGAGGACUUUCUAGUCAGCACACCAAUGGCGCUGCCUUCUCCGCCCAUAAAAUCUCUAUCAGAGUCAAAGAGGACUCCCAAGGUGCAGUGUAAGGAAAAGGGAGAGGUUGAACACAUUGAAAAAGCCAUCGAAUCUCUUUCCCUGUCCUCGAAAACGGAAAAAGGCCAGUCUGAAGACACCACAGCUCGUUCAUUGCGUCAGCCCCCAACGAAGAGGGCACCGCCAGCAACAAAAGCUCGGUCUCGUUCCUCCAAGGUCGAAGAUGUCAAAUCACCCCGAUCUUGCAGUCAGGCCAAUUCCAACCCCCAACUUGAGCCGGAGCUUGCAUUGCCAUUGAGCUUGAAAACGUGCAAAAAUAAUGAGACCAACGACGUAAAGUUUCCCAAGAAGUCCUCAAAGUCUUUGAAGGAGACAACGAGCACAACUUCGAAGAACACGACCACGGGGCACUUGGAAAACAUUAUCCUGCACGAUGGUUUUUGGUCAAUCGACCCUUCUCCGCCUGAACAAGAGUCGUGCGAAGGCUCAACUGCCGAUAGCUUGAGCACAGCGCACAGACAGGCUACCAAGAAGAAAAGAAUCCCACGUGUCAGCAUUCUUGACCUCGUUUGA
Molecule: messenger RNA, 2055 nt
Organism: Penicillium digitatum Pd1
Lineage: Eukaryota; Fungi; Ascomycota; Eurotiomycetes; Eurotiales; Aspergillaceae
Product: crossover junction endodeoxyribonuclease
Molecular function (GO): 5'-flap endonuclease activity; crossover junction DNA endonuclease activity
Source: RefSeq, a predicted model, not a curated record